Xyrauchen texanus (razorback sucker) is the source of this 1283-nucleotide messenger RNA. RefSeq names its product interleukin-4 receptor subunit alpha-like. NCBI's taxonomy places the organism in Eukaryota, Metazoa, Chordata, Actinopteri, Cypriniformes, Catostomidae. Bases 115 to 1281 code for a protein of 388 amino acids. The record is from RefSeq and is a predicted model, not a curated record. Gene Ontology annotation, molecular function: cytokine receptor activity; protein binding. Gene Ontology annotation, biological process: immunoglobulin mediated immune response; cytokine-mediated signaling pathway. The transcript has 9 exons. Gene Ontology annotation, cellular component: external side of plasma membrane.
CAUCAUUUAUUCACCCUUGUGUUGUUCCAAUCCCGUAAGACUUUCUUUCUGGGCAGCAUGUUAUAGGUACUAUGUUUGUUAGAUGUCUUUUGCGUUCCUCGAAGAAAUAAAGUCAUGCACAUUUGGAAGAGCCUGAAGGGUAAAGAGAACAUGCAUUGCUCCCUCUUAUUCCUCACAUUUGUUUGCUUUUCUGAUCUACUGGGGACCUUCAUCAUCGCUUUGGGUGAUCAGUAUGGUUUGGAGUGUGUCAAUAACUAUCUCACCACUAUCACCUGCUAUGUAAACAUCUCGGCUGAAUCCCCAAGCAACAGAUCGUCCUAUUGGCUUCAGUUCAGCACAAAUGAGGAAUAUUAUAAUUGCACAUUGAAGGAUGGAGAACCUCCAUUGGUGUGUGUGUUGGAUUUAUCUCCUGAUGUUGGUUUCACAGACACAGACAGCUACAGAAUCUCCCUCCAUCUUAGUUACCAUGGCAACAACUUCUCUGUCAUACUGGAUGGUGACUACAUGCCUAAAGAACACAUUCGCCCAGUCUCUCCGUGUAACCUUUCUUUGCACUGGGAGAAGGAUGUUGUUGUUUUCCAGUGGGACAGUGGGUAUGAUCCAGACAUCAUAUUAAUAAAAUACCUCCAGUACCAGCUCAGCCUGCACAGUGAACACCAGCUCUAUAUGGUAGAAGUCAUGGACCAGAAUAUGUCAGUGGACAAGUCUAAAUUUGAACCUCACACAAGUUACACAGUGCGUGUACGAUCACGGCCGAAUCAAGUGCAUUAUAAAGGCGUGUGGAGUCAGUGGACCCCUGCAUUAAACUGGUGGUCAGGCCACAUUCCCGAAGAAAUUCCUGAGAGAUCUUUCCACAUUGCCUGGUAUCUUCUGCUUUUGCUACUUUUUCUAUUCACCGGUAUCCCAUACUCCAGAUGGAGAAAGCACGAUUAUAUCCCAUCACCAGCCCCUUAUUUCAAAAACUGGAAUGCAGAUGCUCAGAUCUGUACAUUGCGAUCAGGAAAGGUGAGUGAUGUAAUGCAGGAGGAGGAGUCUCUUCAGAUUGACAUUCUGACAGAGAGCCAGGACACACCCCCUCAACCAACCACCUUAAUGAAUGAGACGAUGGGAAUGACCAAUGCUUUUGACCCUAUUCCCCAGUCUCCCAGCAUGCCCCAUUCUCUUGUGGGCUCAGAGGUCGACUCGGGCUGUUGGAUUCGUGACGUCAUGACAACAGAGAGAGGAAGUAUCACAUGCAGUGAAGACUACUGUACGCUCUCCCAACACACUUAUGGCAUCUAACA